Dermatophagoides farinae (American house dust mite) is the source of this 3029-nucleotide messenger RNA. RefSeq lists its product as uncharacterized. Lineage: Eukaryota; Metazoa; Arthropoda; Arachnida; Sarcoptiformes; Pyroglyphidae. The record is from RefSeq and is a predicted model, not a curated record. Gene Ontology annotation, molecular function: metal ion binding.
UUCGUGAAUAAUCAUAAUUUUCAUUCUUUACUAAAAUUUCGAAAUAAAAAAAAAAUCACAAAAAUUCAAUGCUCAACACAUCGUAUUACUGGGUGGACAUGAUUUUUUCGUUAUUAAUUGUAUAAUUGAUUGAUCGGCAAAUUCAAUCAAUCAAUCAAAAUAAAAAUGGCAAAAAAUACAAAUAAAUUGAAAAGUUUAUUCAGUGGAAUCAAUCGAACAGGUGAACAAUUGAUCAAUUCAGUAUUGAAUAAUACAAACAGUUCAAUUAAUUCAUCUGAAAGUGAUCUGAUAAAUCCAUCGUUAGAUGAAAAGGAAAGAAGUCUAAGUAUAGCAUCAUCGAUAAAUGGUAAUGAAAUGCUGUCAACAUCAUCAUCAUCAUUGGCAACCGAAGCUGAAGGUUUUCUAUGUCCACAAUGUUUUGCUGCAUUUCCAAAUGCUGAAAUAUUGACUGAACAUUUUAGUUCUGAACAUUCAACAUUUGGUGAUCAGAAUCUUUCUUUUGUCAAUUGUAAUCAUUGUCGAAUGCGUUUUACAAAUGAAUAUGAAUUAAAUCAACAUGUGGACAAAUAUCAUAAAGAAAAAUCACAAAAAUCAGAUGAACCAUUAAUCGCACAAUUAGAUCAAUCAACUACAAAACAAUUAACUGAUUCAUUUUCACAAGUAUUGAAAUCUGCCUUUAAUAGUACAAAUAAUCGCCAACAAGAUAUGGAAAAAAUGUUUACAAUGGAAGAAUUUGAUCUACUACAACGGCAACAAAAAGCAUUAGAAGAGACAAAAGAUUUGUUACUAAAUGAACUUUCAUUAUUACGAGAUUCAUUAGCAAAAAAAGAUGAACAAAUCAAUCGUUUGGAUAGAGAUUUUCAACAAGAAAAACAAUUACUUGUAACACAAUUAAAUGAAGCAUUUCAACGAGAGAAAACCGUAUUGGAAAAUCUAAAUACAUACAAAGAUCGAACAGCCAACAAAGAUGAUGAAAUGAAUCGAUUGAGAAAUGAAAAUGAAAACCUUCGUACUGAACAGCAACGUUAUAAAGAUCAAUUGAAGAAAAUAACCGAUGAAAAAAUGCAACAAGAAAAAUUGUGCCAAAAACUUCAAAAUGAAUGUGAUUCAAAUAGAAAAAUUUUAUUGGACAUGACUAGUAAAACAUCGGAUUCAUUAUCGGUGAUGACCAAUGAAAAAACUGAAUUGAUGAAUAAAUUACAACAAUUACAAUUAGAAAUGGAUUCAAUCAAGAAGCAGAAUGAAGAUUCAGAACGGCAUAUAAAAUGUUUACAAAUAAAAAAUUCUGAUUCAUCUGAAUAUGGAAAACAAUUGGAAAAAAUUGAGCAGCUACGAAAAGAAGAAUUGAAUGAUCAUCGAAACACAAUUAAACAGCUAAAAAGUGAUAAAUUAAAAUAUCAAAACAUAUGUCGUACUAGAAUUGAAACGGUACGAUCAUUGUUACGUGCCGAACAGAAUACGACGAAACAAAUGCGCACAAUAUUGGAACAAACGCAUAAAUAUAUCGAUAAUGCAAAUCAACAAAUCAAUCAAUUUGUUCAUGAUGAAUCUAAACGUAACAACGAAUUAAUGGAAUGGAAAAAUCAACAAAUUCAUCUAUUAAUCAAGGAAAAGGAUGAAAUUAGUUUAAAAAUUCAACAUCUUGAAGGAAAGAAUUGUCAAUUAAAUGAAAAAAAUUAUCAACUUGAAUCGCAAAUCAAUCAUAAUGAACAAGAACAAUUGAAAUUGAAUGAAAAAUAUCAAAAGGUACUUGAAAAAUUGAAAAAAUCACAACAGCAAACAAAUGAACAUGAACAAAUGAUACAUACAUUAAUGGAUACGAAAUCAACACUUGAAAUGAAUGUUGAGGAAUUGAAAUCAAUGAUGAACAAACAACGUGAUGAAUAUCAACAAAAAUCCGAUAAUCAAAUUCAAUCAUUGAAGAAAAUUAGUUCUGAUAUGCAGAAAAUACGAUAUGCUGUCCAGGAUAAAUGUUUGACAAUAAAAUCAUCAUUGAAUUGGUUACAGAAUUCCUGUAAAGAUUUGAGUGAAAAUCUUAAAGAUAUAACAAUUCCUGAAAUGAAAACAAGUGUAGAAUUAUUGGAAAAUGAUUUCACUAUAUUGUUUGUCACUAUUAAAAAUCAUUAUUCGGAUAAAAUUGAUGCCUUAACCAAACAAUUGGAAUCAUUAAAAAGUGAAAAUCAUGAAAUAACUAAAAUAAUAUUGCCUAAUAAGCAGAAUGAAUUGGAAAAAAUGAUCAAAUCGCAAUCAUCGUUGAAAUCGCUGGUUGAAUCAACUAAAAAUGAUUUGUUUGCUUUGCGUACAAAAGAACAGGAAAAUCAAAAAUUAAUUGAACGAUUACAGCAAACUAAACAAAGUUUAUUGGCCGAAAUUGAAAAGGAACGUGCUCGAUUUGAUAAUGUACAAAAAUAUCAUGAUCAAGUAUUAGGAGAAAAAUUGAAACUAGAAAUUGAAUUGUCAACAUUUAUGGAAGAGAAACGAGCACUAUUGGAACGUUGUGCAACGGCCGAAGAACAGCUUGAGGCGACAAUAGUUGAAAUGAAACAAAUUGUUAAAAAAUAUGAAGAAAAUUCUAAAGCAGUACAAGAAUUAGGUGAACAGAAUCAAACAUUACAGAUACGUUUAGAUGAAGCGAAUAAUAAAUUACGACGAUCAUGGACCGAUGAUCGUAUGGUGGAUAAAUGUCAGAAUGAUAAAUGUCAAAAACUAUUUACGACUGUCAUACGAAAGCAUCAUUGUCGUAGCUGUGGCAAUAUAUUCUGUAAUGAAUGUUCAUCAAAACAAGCACAGAUGACUGGACAUCCAAAACCUGUUCGUGUUUGUGAUCAUUGCUAUCAGGAGCUUAAUCAAUCUUGAUUUGAAAAUGAAAAAUUUUUCAUCAACAAAACAAAAACAAAACAUUAAUAAUGCCCUUUUCAUUCAUUUAUUUAUUAAUCAUAAUCCAUUCCGUUAAUGUGUGUAUACACACACACACAAACAUUUCACAAAAAAAAAUUUCAUUUGGAUUCAAUCGAUGAUGAUGGUGGUGG